AACAUAUAUUAGCCAGCCGCGUGUCUUCUUCACUCCCCACGCAAGCCUAUUACUUACUUUCCAAUCUCCACUCACUUCAUUCAUUCCACAUUCAUCAUUUCCUUCACAUAUCCUUUAUGACUACGAAAGCCGGUGCAGAAGCCGACCGCCACAAUACGCAGAGUGAGACUUCUCCAGAUGAAGAGCUUGUUGAAAUCACUCUCGAUCUUCAGAAUAACGACGCUAUCAUUCUACGUAGUGUAGGUAUGGACACUCCGGUAACCGCAACAUCGAAUCGGUCACGGCAGUCAUCCAUGAGGAUGCAAAACGACGUCGUAGGAGUGGAUUCACAUUCACGCGGAGUGCGUGAUGGUGAGGUUGAUCGAAGUCGUUGCGGUACUGGUAAAGCUCUAAAAGGUCUCCGAUUCAUCAGUAAUGGUAAAAUCAACGGUGUGGAUGGUUGGAAGGAAGUUGAGAUUAAUUUCGAUAAGUAUGCAAAGGAUGGAUAUCUGUAUCGUGCUGAUUUCGCACAAUGCAUAGGAAUGAGAGAUUCAAAGGAGUUUGCAGUUGAAGUGUUUGAUGCAAUUAGCAGAAGAAGAAGACGUAGGCUAAAAGUUGACAAGAUCAGUAGAGAUGAGUUAUCUGAAUAUUGGUCACAGAUCACUGAUCAGAGCUUCGAUUCUCGCCUCCAGAUCUUCUUCGACAUGGUAGACAAGAACGAAGAUGGAAGAAUCACUGAAGAAGAAGUUAAAGAGAUAAUAAUGGUGAGUGCGUCAGCAAACAAGCUAUCAAGGUUGCAAGACCAAGCAGAAGAGUAUGCAGCUCUAAUUAUGGAAGAAUUGGACCCCCAAAGACUUGGCUACAUUGAGCUAUGGCAGCUCGAAACACUUCUGUUACAGAAAGACACUUACUUGAACUACAGUCAAGCCUUGAGCUACACAAGCCAAGCCUUGAGCCAGAACCUCUUGAGAAACCAUAGCCCAAUAAAGCGAAUCAGCUUCAAAUUCCUUUAUUAUUUACAAGAGAACUGGAGAAGACUUUGGAUUAUCAGCUUAUGGAUAUUGAUUAUGAUAGGUCUAUUUCAUUGGAAAUACUUCCAAUACAAACAAAGGGCUGCAUUUGACGUUAUGGGCUACUGCGUUCUCUCCGCUAAAGGCGCAGCCGAAACUCUCAAGCUCAAUAUGGCUAUCGUGUUAUUGCCUGUGUGCAGGAACACCAUAACUUGGCUGAGGUCCACCAAGUUAUCUUAUUUUAUACCGUUUGAUGAUAACAUCAACUUCCAUAAGACGGUAGCUGCAGCCAUUGUAAUGGGUAUAAUACUCCAUGCGGGAAACCAUCUGGCAUGCGAUUUCCCAAGGCUUAUAAACGAAGACGAAAACAGCUACGCUCUUAACAUGAGUAAAUACUUCGGGGAAAACAAACCGAGCUAUAUAACCCUGCUUCGAGGGGUAGAGGGUGUAACCGGAAUCAUAAUGGUGGUAUGCAUGACGAUUGCCUUCACACUCGCAACCAGAUGGUUCAGGCGAAGUCUAGUGAAGCUACCAAAACCAUUUGAUCAUCUCACUGGCUACAAUGCCUUCUGGUAUUCACAUCACCUUUUUGUGAUCGUCUACAUUUUGCUGCUAGUACAUGGAUGGUUCCUUUAUUUGGUGAAGGAAUGGUACAAAAAGACGACAUGGAUGUAUCUUGCAUUUCCGGUUUUGCUUUAUGCAGGCGAAAGAACGCUUAGAUUCUUUCGGUCUGGCUCCUAUACUGUCCGCCUUCUAAAGGUUGCGAUUUAUCCGGGUAACGUUCUCACGUUACAAAUGUCCAAGCCUCCUAAGUUUCGGUAUAAGAGUGGACAAUACAUGUUUGUUCAAUGCCCGAUUGUAUCUUCAUUCGAAUGGCAUCCAUUUUCAAUCACGUCUGCUCCAGACGAUGAUUAUCUUUCAGUUCACAUACGACAGCUAGGUGAUUGGACACUAGAACUAAAAAGGGUAUUUUCGGAAGUCUGUGAACCACCUCUAGCUGGCAAAAGCGGGUUGCUCAGAGCAGACGAAACCACCAAAGCAACCUUGCCGAGACUAUUGAUUGACGGGCCGUAUGGUGCUCCUGCACAAGACUACCGUAAAUACGAUGUUCUUUUGCUUGUUGGACUCGGCAUUGGAGCAACACCUUUUAUUAGUAUUCUUAAAGAUUUGCUAAACAACAUUGUUAAAUCGGAUGAAUUAGAAAGCCACAGUAGUUCAGAUCAGAGUUCUACGUGUGCUGACUCAUCCCCUCAAGGUAAAAUUUCGCCCAGAAAGAAGAAAGGUGUAAGGACGACAAAUGCAUACUUUUAUUGGGUGACUAGAGAACAAGGUUCAUUUGACUGGUUCAAAGGGGUGAUGAACGAAGUUGCGGAAUGUGACCAUCAAGGUGUUAUAGAGAUGCAUAACUAUCUAACCAGUGUGUAUGAAGAAGGUGAUGCGCGAUCAGCUCUCAUCACCAUGGUUCAAGCUCUAAACCAUGCCAAAAAUGGCGUUGACAUUGUGUCUGGCACAAGGGUUCGAACGCAUUUCGCGAGGCCAAAUUGGAAGAAAGUAUUCUCGAAAACUUGUAAAAAACAUGCAGGUGCUAGGAUAGGUGUGUUCUAUUGUGGUGCACCAGUGCUAGCUAAGGGGUUAAGUAAGUUAUGUGAUGAGUACAACCAAAAAGGUGGUUCAACCAAUCUUGAAUUCCACAAGGAGCACUUUUAGACACAAAUGUACAUGUACAGUUAACAGUAGUAUAAAAGGACAAUUUUGUUACACCCUCCUUUGUUGGUGAUUUUACACCAAGAAAAUAAAAGUGGGUGGGGCUAGACACUUAGACAGACAGCUGGCAUGAUGAGAGUGGUGGGAUCCACUCUUCAUCUAGAAGGUUGACAUUUGGAGUAAAGUGUGGACAGAGAUAAUUGAUUAAAUGUGUUUUGGUUGGUCCUCUGGAAUCCACCUUGAAUGGUGUUCAGUAUAUAAUAAUUUGUCUCAUGAAUCUUA
Messenger RNA from Helianthus annuus (common sunflower), 2975 nucleotides. Its product is annotated as respiratory burst oxidase homolog protein A. The record is from RefSeq and is a predicted model, not a curated record. The transcript has 14 exons. Lineage: Eukaryota; Viridiplantae; Streptophyta; Magnoliopsida; Asterales; Asteraceae. Gene Ontology annotation, cellular component: plasma membrane. Gene Ontology annotation, molecular function: NAD(P)H oxidase H2O2-forming activity; peroxidase activity; calcium ion binding. Bases 117 to 2696 code for a protein of 859 amino acids.